Molecule: messenger RNA, 784 nt
Organism: Tribolium castaneum (red flour beetle)
Lineage: Eukaryota; Metazoa; Arthropoda; Insecta; Coleoptera; Tenebrionidae
Exons: 3
Coding region: 136-420 (94 amino acids)
Source: RefSeq, a predicted model, not a curated record
UGUGACAACACCAGAGGGGUGGGAAAGCGCAAAGACACGUAGGCGCUUGGCGGCCGUAAUAUAUAAAAGAGAUCUCAUCUCGUCCAAACGGCACAUUAACCCUGAAAUUUCCAGUGGUAGUUCCUCACCUCCAAAAUGCAACAAUACGCGUUCGUGGCUAUUGUUUUUGGAGCGGUUGCGGUGUUUCUGGCCAAUGCUUCGACGACGGCAUAUUACGUUAGCUGUCCCCCGAAUGACGCCCUCGAAGCCUCCACUUCGCUCCGACACCUUUGCUCUUUCAUCGAACAAGCCGUCAACGAUAACGUUGUUAUUCAGGAUGAACCAUUUCGGAGAAUUGUGGGAAGGAAUGUGAACCCCAACACGAAGAGGCAAGAUGUCGACCAUGUCUUUCUCCGCUUCGGAAGACCUUUCGGUUUAUAAGACGCGCAUCCCCAGUCAAUGACGCUUGUUUCAAUAAUUAAUGUUACGUUACUUGCUACGAUAUGAUUUGAGUGAAUAGGAAUUCUUGUGACCAAAUAAAACAGUAUUAUGUAAUUAAAUUAAUAACACUAUAUUUAUAAGUAUUCGGUUGACUAUUAUUUCAAAAAACUAUUUUAAGCUGCAAAUAUUUACCUUAAAACAACAUACAUUAUGAGUGUAAUCGAUAAUAGGCAUAAUAAACAGAAGCCUUGGGUGUUUACGUAAAUCACAUAAACUUAGCUACUCACCUAAUUCCUUGCUCUCAUUGAAAUCGUAUCAUUUUGUCUCUUGGAGGGGUCUCAGAAAAUAAAAACCGAAUAAAUAA